AUGGGUAAGCUAUAUAAGGUGGACAUGCAUGGAGAAGCCUCCAAAUAUAAUAUUCUCAUUUCUCAGAUAGCCAACAAACAAAAUCAAGAGCAAACACUGCCAUUCUUCGAUACCAUGCUCGUGAGGCUGCUUGCAAUUGCAAUCCUAGCCCAGAAGGCUGUUGCCAAUGUCUGGUUAGCUGGCGUGAAUAUUGCUGGAUUUGACUUCGGCUGCGGAAAUACAGAUGGGGUAUACACUGCCUCCGAGGUGAUGCCGCCGCUCCUUUCUCAGGGAGGGGCUGAUGGGGCGGGGCAGAUGAGCCAUUUUACCACCAAAUAUGGGCUCAAUGUCUAUCGUCUUCCAGUAUGCUGGCAGUACUUGGUCAAUAACAACCUUGGAGGCAACUUAGAUUCGACAAAUUCUGGUAUCUAUGAUCAGCUGGUGCAGGCUUGCUUGACCACAGGAGCCUAUUGUGUCAUCGACAUUCACAACUAUGCUCGUUGGAAUAAUGAGAUUGUAGGGCAGUCAAGUGGUGCAGUAACUAGUGAUCAACUCGCUAGCGUGUGGUGGCAGCUAGCAGCAAAAUAUGCGUCGACAUCGAAGGUUAUAUUCGGGGUGAUGAAUGAGCCUCACGACCUUGACAUCACAGAAUGGGCGACUAGCACUCAAGAGGCUGUCACGUCGAUCCGCAAUGCUGGUGCAACGUCCCAAAUGAUUUUGCUCCCAGGUACCGACUAUACAUCUGUCGGCGGCUUCAUCUCCGAUGGAUCUGCUUCGGCCCUUAGUGCCGUGACAAAUCCCGAUGGCAGUACUACGAAUUUGAUCUUUGACGUACAUCAGUAUCUCGAUUCAGACGGAAGCGGUACUAGCACUACCUGCACUACCAAUGGAGUCGAUAACCUCAACACGCUGGCAACUUGGCUGCGCAGCAAUGGGCGACAAGCCUUCCUGACUGAAACUGGCGGCGGAAGCACUUCUUCUUGCUACACAGAUCUUUGUGCUGAGUUGGACUGGAUGAACUCGAAUUCUGAUGUCUAUUUGGGAUGGAUCGGAUGGGCAGCUGGUUCUUUCGCGACUAGCUACGCUCUCUCCUUGACUCCCACUUAUUCGAAUGGAGUCUGGACAGACACAGGAAUCUUGUCAAGCUGCGUCGCUGGAAUGUUUUGA
Penicillium odoratum is the source of this 1146-nucleotide messenger RNA. RefSeq names its product glycoside hydrolase family 5 protein. The coding region runs from base 1 to 1146 and encodes 381 amino acids. The transcript has 7 exons. NCBI's taxonomy places the organism in Eukaryota, Fungi, Ascomycota, Eurotiomycetes, Eurotiales, Aspergillaceae. Gene Ontology annotation, molecular function: hydrolase activity, hydrolyzing O-glycosyl compounds. The record is from RefSeq and is a predicted model, not a curated record. Gene Ontology annotation, biological process: glucan catabolic process.